GCAUGGAGGGGUUCUCGAUCUAUUUGCUAACUGGGCACCUAUAGUUGAUUCGGCGCUUCAAUACGGAGAAGUAUCACAUGUUUGUACCACAACCCAAAAGCAACUGAGAAGGAGGUCAGCGAUGCAUACAAAGCGUAUAAGGACUUCUAUGUCAAGUACCAUCAAGACAGCCCUGCAGCAGUCACAGACUGCUAUGAAUAAUUCCUCAAGACGCAAGGUAAGCAGUGCACGUUUUAUUAGGAGGAUAGAGGAGCAACGGGGAGAAGAGUUUGAAUACUGUUACUGGUUUUGUGCUAUAUUGCAAGAGAGCUUGACUUCAACUGCCUCACAAGAUCCCAGCAGGUUGUUUGAUCUGAAUUAUGUUAGGAAGGCUUUUGACUGCGAGUACACAAACAGCAGUGAACUUCGCUCUUCAUUUUUUAGAUAUCUGGAGAUGUUUACUAGUACGUACGAUCAAGACAAAUACUAUUCACCAUAUGUGACCUUGAUACAAGCGAGCGAGGUUAGAAAGUCACGACUAUUGAAGGAGAUUGGAAAUGAUGUCUUUGUAAUAUACUCAUGCUUCCAUGAGAGUUCCGCCAGUGGAGGUUUUCUGGAGCGUUCGAUCUACGCCAAUAAUAUUUUACACACAGAAGACGUCAUAAGUACUCGCCUUCAGUGGACAGCAUAUUUAUACGCAUGCUUACAAGAGCUAACUGAUGCUCAAAUAGAAUAUGAGCAGUAUUGGGCAUAUCACCAGUCAUCUGAAGCUCAAAACAGUAUCAAAAAUAGAACAAACAGCAUCUUUCGAUCUCUAGAGAACUGUUGUAAUAAAAUUGAGGAAGAGGAAGUGCAGUUGAGAAUCAAAACCGAGCUCAGAAAGCAUUAUGAAAAUUUUGUUGUGAGGUGUAAGGAAAAGCUUGACCAUAUUCUAAGCAAAUUAAAAUUAGUCUUCGCAUUCAAUGAGACGCGGUAUUUGCUUCUAUCUGCAGAAAAACCGAUAGACCGCUAUUACUGGCUUCGGAUCAUUUUGCGUACUCUUGCUGAAGUGCAAUAUGCAGAUUAUUGUAUCUUUGCUGUUGUAACGGACACGAUGGGAAAACUGUCCAAUUUUGCACCGCAGGGUAAACAUGAUCCUUCUUUACGAGUACAGAGUGGGAGUCAUGAACUGUACCCUCUGUACUAUCUACUCGAUACGUUCAACAUCCAUAUUCGUAAGGCCGCUUUGGAACCAAGGACGUUGGAUAAAGCUGCAAAAUGCGACUAUAUUUUCCGAUUUGGCAGGCCUUUAUGGUAUGCACAGUUGUCAUCAGCUGCUGAUCCUGAGUAUCCUGUCCGUUUAGUAAGGCUAGCAAUGGCAAAACUUGGGUUUGCGUAA
Messenger RNA from Funneliformis caledonium, 1357 nucleotides. The record is from the annotation of a GenBank genome assembly. NCBI's taxonomy places the organism in Eukaryota, Fungi, Glomeromycota, Glomeromycetes, Glomerales, Glomeraceae.